Camelina sativa (false flax) is the source of this 969-nucleotide messenger RNA. NCBI's taxonomy places the organism in Eukaryota, Viridiplantae, Streptophyta, Magnoliopsida, Brassicales, Brassicaceae. The record is from RefSeq and is a predicted model, not a curated record.
AUGAAAAAGCAGUCAAGAGCGAACGAUGUGGAUCACCAGCAGCAGCAGAACCUCGACCCUGAGAACCCUCAUCAAUCUUCUCGAUUCUUCGGUCAGAGCUGUUCCUCUGCUCUGUCGCGUCUCUUUAGUCUCCGAUGUCUCAUUGUUUUGGUCGUAAGCUUAGCGAUUCUUCUUCCUACGAUCUUCUGCCUAUUCCCCAGUCGAUCUCAUACACUAGCUCCGCCCCUGUCUCAACCCCAUGCUAAUGAUACAAUCAACUACAAUGUUACUGUUGAACAGGUGACUGUUCUGUCUCUGCGUCAGUCAUGUUCAUGUAAGUAUACAGAUGUGGAGUUUGCAGUUGUACCUGUCUCUGCUGGCUAUGAAAUAAGCACACAGUCGUUAAAUUCACUGCGAUCUUCUUUCGUUAACCUGCUUGAACAAAGAUCGAAGCUGAAUCUGACCACAACAAGUUUUGGGAAGCCAAUUUCUUUUCAGGUUUUGAAAUUUCCUGGGGGAAUCUCUGUAGAUCCCAGUGGAUCUAUACCUGUACCUUUCAUUGGAUAUGUAGGGAAUCUUCUUAAUUUUACACUCGAUAGAUCAAUAUCCCAGAUACUACGAGAUAACAAGGCUCGAAAACUAAGUGGUAAACUUGCGGUUACGUUGUGUUUGGAGCCACAGGAGAGUAUUUAUUUCCGACUCACAAAUAUACAAGGAUCUACAGUAUCUCCACCGGUAAUUGUUCAGGUUUAUCUUGUCAUAACCAUAAGAGACAACCUUCAGCAGAGAUUGGACCAUUUUGCACACAUCACUCAAACAAUCAGUCAAACAUCUAGUGCUAAUAAUCUCGGUCUAGACAACACAGUUUUUGGUGAAGUCAAACGUAUUACUAUCUCAACAAACCUGGAAGGCGAAAUUCUUGAUCCUGCGUCGGUGAUGGCACCAACACCAACUCCAGCUUGCUACCCUUCUCUGUGUUGAAGUCUUUAU